AUGGGGGGCAAGAAGCCGAAGGUUGUGAUAGUUGGAGCGGGAUUGGCCGGCCUAGCCGCAGGCCGGCGACUUCAUUACUGCGCCGGUGACGUACUUGACGUCGCCGUGGUGGAGGCCGGCGACCGCAUAGGCGGCCGCAUCCUAACCUCCGAGUUCGCCGGCGCGCAAUUAGAGAUCGGCGCUACGUGGAUCCACGGCAUUGAUGGCAGUCCCAUCUAUGAAAUUGCCAGAAAAGCAGGAGCCCUUUUUCCCGAUGAACACGCAGCAGCCUGGGAGCGCAUGGAUGGAUUCCCUUCCGAUCCCCUAACCCUAGCAGAAGGAGGUCUCGUCAUCGAUCACUUCUUACUUGAUCGAGUAUCUGCGGUAUUCUCCAACCUCAAAGACCUCAUAGUCUCAGGUAAAACCAACGAUAAAAUCGCUAGCGUCGGCGAGUUCCUCCGCCAUGGAUUUGAGUCCUACCGAGCUGAGAACAGAGCCGAUUGGAUAGAAGAGGCAGCGUUUGCGAUGCACGAGUGCGGUGAACGGGGGUAUACCGCGGUUGACGAUCUGGAUUCACUCGACCUCUCGGCGGAGAAAGAGUACCGCGAGUUCCCAGGGGAGCACAUCACCCUACCCGGAGGUUACUCACGAGUCCCCGAGUUUCUCGCCUCCGCACUUCCUGCCGGCACGAUUCGUCUCCGGCGAAAAGUAUCGCAGGUGGAAUGGCAUCCUGAUGGUCUUGCUGGAGGAAAUCCGGUUCGAAUCCUCUAUGACGACGGCGAAGUGGAAUUCGCCGAUCACGCGAUCAUUACGGUCUCCCUUGGCGUUCUCAAGUCCGGAGUUAUUAACGGGCACGGCCUAUGCUUCACGCCUCCUCUACCAAAGGCAAAGAUCGACGCAAUACGGCGGAUAGGGUUUGGCUUGCGGCUCCAGGGUGCUGCUCGCGUGGUUCGUCGGCCGGGAGGCGGCGGAGCUGGAGAAGAUGGAUGA
This is a messenger RNA of Phalaenopsis equestris, 969 nucleotides long. RefSeq names its product probable polyamine oxidase 5. The coding region runs from base 1 to 969 and encodes 322 amino acids. The transcript has 2 exons. The record is from RefSeq and is a predicted model, not a curated record. NCBI's taxonomy places the organism in Eukaryota, Viridiplantae, Streptophyta, Magnoliopsida, Asparagales, Orchidaceae. Gene Ontology annotation, molecular function: polyamine oxidase activity.